AUGGAUGAACAUAUUAGAGCCGGAGAUUCAAGCCACAUCAAGUUCAUUUCCUCCUCCAUUGUGUGCGGCUCCCAUGGACUCACAAACCUGAUAUUCUGUGCAAAAUGUGGGUCUAGAGAUUCGCCAGCUGAUAAUGAUAUCAUACUCUGUGACGGUGCUUGUGAACGUGGUUUUCACCAAUUUUGUCUGGAACCACCAUUGUUAAAAGAAGCCAUUCCUCCUGGUGAUGAGGGUUGGCUUUGCCCUGGAUGUGAUUGUAAGGUCGACUGCAUCAACUUGCUUAAUGAUUUUCAAGGAACUAAUGUUUCUAUUCUGGACACCUGGGAGAAGGUGUUCCCUGAGGUGGCAGUUGUAAAUAAGCGAUUUGAUCGUGUUGGACUUGGAUUUAUGUCCGAUGAUUCUGAGGACAAUGAUUAUGACCCAGAUGCUUCAGAGUUGGAUGAGAAAGUUGAGGGAGAUGAAUCAAGUUCUGACGAAUCUGAUUUCUAUUCUGCUUCCGAAGACUUUGGGCCUUCACCAAAUAACAAGCAGAACUUGGAGCAUUCUUCUGAUGAUUCAGAGGAUGAUGAUUAUGAUCCUACUGCUCUAGAUCUCGAUGAGCAGGUUAAGCAGGAAACUUCAAGUUCUGAUUUUACGUCUGACUCUGAGGAUUUUAGUGUUGCAUUUGAAGACGAACUCAUGUCUGCAUUAUCAGACCAUACUGAGCCCUUCGGAGGCUCUGAUGGAGAAAGAUCUAAAGUUAUUCGGAGGAAAAAACAAUCUUUAAAUACUGAGCUGUUAUCUCUAAUGGAGUCUAGUCCCAGCCAAGGGGAUUCUGCACCUGUAACUGGAAAAAGACAUGUAGAAAGGUUGGACUACGAAAAGCUAUAUGAUGAGGCAUAUGGAAAUGAUUCAUGUGAUUCAAGUGAUGAAGAUUGGAUUGACGCUGGUGACAUACCAAAUAAGCGAAGGAAGAACAAUACCAAGAAAGUUGCUUCAGCAUUUCCCAGUGGAAGGACUCCAAUUAUAGAGGGGACAAAUGCUAAGGAUAUGCAGCACAACCAGGAACAGAGUGAACAUACCCCUACGAGAAGAGCGCUUAAGAAUCUAGAUGUUGAGGGCACAUAUAAUUCACCUGCUAAAUCACAUAAAGGUUUCUCUGAAUGUGGUUCUAGAGAUAGUACCACUAAAAGAUCAUGUAGAAGACCUGGAGAAGCUGUAACUCAGGGACUCAUAAAAUCCUUCAACGAAAAUCAUUAUCCUGAUCAAUCUAUGAAAGAAAAAUUGGCUAUGGAAUUAGGAGUUACGGUUCAUCAGGUUAGCAAAUGGUUUGAAAAUGCACGUUGGAAAUUUUACCAUCCAUCACCUCAAACAAAUAUUUCAGAGCCCGGACCAAAAAUGGUGACAGAAAACAUUUCGUGCAAUGGAUUGAGCAUGGGCAAUUCAUUGACUGAAGAAAGUAGCGGGCAGAGAUCUACGACCCCAGGGGGUCACAAGAGAAAAAGUCAGUCAUAUGAUCACCAAGGAUCAGAGUAAAUUUUGAGUAUUGAGGAGACAUGUAAGCUGAGUGGACCAGUUGAUUUACCAAAAGCUCAACAAGCUCAAAAAAAGUGGCAGACAUAACACAGAAAUAUGGAGAUCACUUUCCAUCAGUUACUUCUUGGAAGAAAGGAGCAACUGAAACAGAAGUCUUCCUCUUUCAGGGAUUCGCUGUUGAUGCUUGCAGUUGCUCGUAGACGUCGUGCAGUUGGUGUUUGCCUUUUUUUUUUCAGUUUUAGAUUAUUAUAGUCUUUUCCAUGUCUUUUAGUUUAUGUGUAAGUGGAAACUCUAUGUUCCCCACCUUUAUUUCUGAAGUUCUUAUUUAUCGUCAAAAAAUAUUGAUUAAGGAAUGUAAGUUCAAAAAAUGAGGUGGUGGUUUUUUUUUCGGCCUUCGAAGGUUAUGAAAGUAAAUUCAAGCAUGCUAGAAAGGAUUGAAUAAUCUUUACAAAUUGGAUUAAGCUAAACAUUUAUCAA
Molecule: messenger RNA, 1992 nt
Organism: Camellia sinensis
Lineage: Eukaryota; Viridiplantae; Streptophyta; Magnoliopsida; Ericales; Theaceae
Source: RefSeq, a predicted model, not a curated record